GCAGCAGCCAGAAAGCACGGGCACCUUUCAAAUUGGGACUCUAGCCCUUUAAAUCUGCUCAGUUACCAAAAAAGAAGAGGCAUCAGACCCUGUUAAUUAAAGCUCGCCCUGGUCCAUCACUCUGUGGAGCUGCAGUGCCCGGCUCCUUCCUAGAGACUUAGAGAUUCUCCUGAACUCCCAGCCAUGGAUCUUGGAGCAUUUCUCCCGAGAUCAGCAGGAGAGGCUGAAUGUUCGCGGACGUUCCUUUGAUGAGCUCCCAGAUCUCUCCAAGAACAUUGCCCUGGACCCCUGAUGCGGCUGCCUGAGCAACCUGGAGAGGGGAAGCCUGACCAUGAGAAAAAGGGGAACGGAGGAGCCCCUGAAGGGGGAGAGGAGCCGCCGCCGAGAAGCCAGGCCCCCGACUUUCCCACCUGGCAAGUCUCCCCCCAAACCCCAGGACCUAGGUUGUUUUGCAGCCCUCAGGGAAAAGAUGCCGUUCCACCACGUGACCGCCGGCCUGUUGUACAAGGGGAAUUACCUCAACCGUUCUCUCUCCGCUGGCAGCGACAGCGAGCAGCUGGCUAACAUCUCCGUGGAGGAGCUCGAUGAAAUCCGGGAGGCCUUUCGAGUUCUGGACCGAGACGGUAAUGGCUUCAUCUCCAAGCAGGAGCUGGGCAUGGCCAUGCGCUCUCUGGGGUACAUGCCGAGCGAGGUGGAGCUGGCCAUCAUCAUGCAGCGCCUGGACAUGGACGGGGAUGGCCAGGUGGAUUUUGAUGAAUUCAUGACUAUUCUUGGGCCCAAACUGGUCUCUUCAGAAGGUCGUGAUGGUUUUCUCGGAAACACAAUAGACAGCAUAUUCUGGCAGUUCGACAUGCAAAGGAUAACGCUGGAAGAGCUGAAGCACAUUCUCUACCACGCCUUCCGGGAUCACUUAACAAUGAAGGACAUUGAGAAUAUCAUCAUCAACGAGGAGGAGAGCCUGAAUGAGACCUCAGGGAACUGCCAGACGGAGUUUGAAGGAGUGCAUUCCCAGAAGCAAAACAGACAGACCUGCGUCCGGAAGAGCCUCAUAUGCGCCUUCGCCAUGGCCUUCAUCAUAAGCGUGAUGCUGAUCGCAGCCAAUCAGAUCCUGCGGAGUGGCAUGGAGUAGCUGCCGCCUCCCGCCGGCCACGCUGUUGCCAGCUCACCGCGCAUGUGCAUGGCCCGCGGGCAGACUGUUCUUUCUCACAGCAGAUCUGGACCUAAGGACGGAUGCAGACCUGGUACAGCUCAGCAAAGAACCCAAAGUUGCAGUGCAGCCGGGAUUGCGCUAUUCAACUUCAUCUCCUUGGCAGGGACACCAAAGGGCUGUCUUCAACGCUUUAAUGGUUUUGUUUCCUAAUGCAAUAAAUAGCCAGGAGUUCCAAAUUUUUGCUUCAAUCGCCAGUAGUGACUUCGAAGAAGAACUUCAUUUUCGUGUUGGAAUUCCAGUGGCCAUCCAGGGGUAACGGUGGUAUCAGAGAGUGUGCAGAAGAGAGCGUGAACAAUAUUCACCUCCAUCCAUCCCCUGUUCUUCAACCCAGGGGUCCAGAGACUCCCGGCUGCAGCCGGCCCUCAGAGCCUAGAGGCUGCCUUCUGGGUUGCCACAGAAGAGGGCACUGACCAUCUCACCUUGGCUUCCUUCCUCCACCCAGUGGAGACCCCCCCCCACGGCAUGAGGGGAAAGCCAUUAAGCGGGGUGCAGCCCCUUGGCUGUCUGCAGCUGCACCCCACCGCUUCCGUUCUUACUGCCUUUCCUACAGGAUUCUUGUGGGUAGAGUCAGGGCGCUCUCAGUUGGUUCCUGUGGCACUUGGCUUUCUGUUCCUAGAGCCCAUCCUGCACCAGCAUUUUUGGGAAUCUGCAAAGAGCCUCCCUCCCAGCUUCGCCCCCUGUGCUGCCAUUCGAGGCAAGAGAACCGUGGUCAUGGGCAUCUUCUAACAGACACAUAGACAGAGAGACCUGGCUUCUUCGUAUGUGACAUCUUCUUUAAAUGCUUACUCUGAAUAUAAGCUUGUCCUCCCUCCCACACUUGUCCCUGCUUCUUCAGGGCAGAAGGUGAGGCAGACUGGGAGAGGGGAGAGGACCAAGACUGGGGUUGAGGAGGUGUCAGCAGCCCACACCCCAGACAUCCAGAGUCCAGGAGCCCCCAGCAAUCCAUGCCAGACAACCUCUGUCAGUUAAGGGCCAUGUGCAUCUCCCCUCCCCUCAUCUUGUAGAUUGUGUUGCCAGUUAGUCUUUCCCAGCUGAAAAGAGAAACACACUCCAAAACCGAAAGAUGGAAAGAUCAAACUACUGUCUUUUACAUAUCCUCUGGCAUUCAGAUUCUGUAACUGACUCAUUCAAAGAAGGAAAAAAAAAAAA
This is a messenger RNA of Fukomys damarensis (Damara mole-rat), 2359 nucleotides long. RefSeq names its product calneuron 1 (gene Caln1). The coding region runs from base 332 to 1129 and encodes 265 amino acids. The record is from RefSeq and is a predicted model, not a curated record. Gene Ontology annotation, molecular function: calcium ion binding. The transcript is spliced from 7 exons. NCBI's taxonomy places the organism in Eukaryota, Metazoa, Chordata, Mammalia, Rodentia, Bathyergidae.